AUGGCGCUCGACGUCGCGUCGCGAUGCGUCGCGAAUCUCCGUCGCGUCGACGCGCGCCGGCGAUUCCCGCGUCGACGCGCCGUCGCGUCGUCCUCCGCGCGCGAUCUGCUCGACGCGAUCGCGCGCGAGGCGGACGACGACGCGAUUCGCGCGCGCGUCGACGAACUCACCGAAACGUUCGAGCUCGACCGCGCGUUCGGUGGCGACGGCGACGCCGUCGCGGCGGCGCUGCACGGGACGUGGAGACUCGCGCACGCGUCGAAGAGCGCGUUCGAUCCGCGCGCGCCGCUGGGGAGACGGACGGACGCGACGACGCCGGGAUUGGAGGCGGCGUUCGCGACGCUCUUCGACGACGCGAACGCGAGCGGGAGCGGGAGCGGGAGCGCGAACGCGAGCGGGAGCUCGUCGCCGAUUCAGCGCGCGGUGCUGUCGAAACUCAGCGAUGGUGGGUUCGCGGUGCGACAGGGGGUGCGAUUGCGCGGCGAGGCGCGAAAACGUCGAGUCGACCAGGCGGUGUGCUUCGGCGACGGAUACGGAUGGUUUCGGCUGAGCGCGAACGCGCGCCUGGACGCGCGCGAGGGGAGGAUCGAUUACGGGUUCGAUUUAGCGUACGUGGACCUGAAGAAACCGAUCGCGGUGCGAGUGCCGUAUCCGGUGCCGUUCAGGUUGCUCGGGAAGGAGGCGAUGGGGUACCUGACGUGCGAUUACGUCGGCGACGGCGUGCGCGUGUGCACGGGGAACAAGGGCACGACGUUCGUCUUCGUCAAGGAAGACGACGACGCGCUUCCGUACGCGAACGAAUUCUACGACUAG
Messenger RNA from Ostreococcus lucimarinus CCE9901, 813 nucleotides. RefSeq lists its product with no specific name. The record is from RefSeq and is a predicted model, not a curated record. Lineage: Eukaryota; Viridiplantae; Chlorophyta; Mamiellophyceae; Mamiellales; Bathycoccaceae. Bases 1 to 813 code for a protein of 270 amino acids. The transcript has a single exon.